Messenger RNA from Saprolegnia diclina VS20, 1011 nucleotides. RefSeq names its product ATP synthase F1, gamma subunit. The coding region runs from base 29 to 925 and encodes 298 amino acids. Gene Ontology annotation, biological process: proton motive force-driven ATP synthesis. Gene Ontology annotation, molecular function: proton-transporting ATP synthase activity, rotational mechanism. The transcript has 4 exons. Lineage: Eukaryota; Oomycota; Saprolegniomycetes; Saprolegniales; Saprolegniaceae. The record is from RefSeq and is a predicted model, not a curated record.
GAGUUUUUCAUCACUGGUACCGACGAACAUGUCCUUGGUGUCCCGCAACGUAGCCGCGAUCAAGGUCGCUGGCGCCCGUGGCAUGGCCACGGAGAAGCAGAUUCUCAUGCGUAUCAACGCCACGUCCAACAUCGCCAAGAUCACCAAGUCGAUGAAGAUGGUGUCGGCCGCCAAGAUGCGUGGCGCCGAGCGUCGCAUGAACGACGGUCGCCCGUUCGCCACGUGGUUGGAAAACACCAACUCGAAGCUUCGCAUCUACGAGAAGGAUGGCUACGUGCCCGCCGAGGAGCUCAAGGAAGGCCACAACACGUUUGUGCCCAUCACGUCGGACCGUGGUCUCUGCGGUGGUUGCAACUCGUACAUUGCCAAGGCGGUCCGCCUCCAGAUCAACGAUGUGACGGACAACUCGAGCAUCUUCUCGAUUGGUGACAAGGGCCGUGGCCAGCUUCGCCGCACGCACGGCAAGUACAUCAUUGCUAACGCCACCGAGACGUGGAUCAACCCGACCAACUUUGCCAAGGCGUCGGCGCUCGCCGAAGUCGUGCUCGCCGUGACGCCGGCCGACGAGAAGCUCCACGUGAUCUUCAACAAGUUCCAGUCGGCCAUUUCGUACCAGCAGUCGAUCCGCACGAUCAACACGGACCCCGAGACGUACGCCGACUAUGAGCUCGAGCCCGACAACAAGGAGGAAGUCCUCCUCGACCUCAAGGAGUUCCAGCUCGCGACCGCCAUCUUCCACGGCAUGCUCGAGUCGAACACGUCGGAGGAGUCGUCGCGCAUGACGGCCAUGGAGAACGCGUCGAGCAACGCGUCCGACUUGAUCUCGAGCCUCCGCCUCGUGUACAACAAGGCCCGCCAGUCGCGCAUCACGACCGAGCUCAUCGAAAUUAUUUCCGGCGCGGCCUCGUUGGACGCCAAGCAGUAAGCAGCUAAGAAGACGAAGACGCCUCCUCCUCUAUCAGCCAACGAUGAUGAUUAACGGAUGAGCAACACGCUGUACCUUGAAUGUGA